Molecule: messenger RNA, 1696 nt
Organism: Lycium ferocissimum
Lineage: Eukaryota; Viridiplantae; Streptophyta; Magnoliopsida; Solanales; Solanaceae
Product: F-box/LRR-repeat protein At3g03360-like
Exons: 3
Coding region: 352-1485 (377 amino acids)
Source: RefSeq, a predicted model, not a curated record
CACCGCACUUAGUCUACUUCACCAAAACUUGUAAACAAAAGCUAGAAAUGAAGAGGAAAAUCGUAGAUACUUACUGAGCAAAAGAAAGCAGAGGAAAAUCAUGGAUCGGCUUAGUGAUUUGCCCGAUUCAGUGCUACAAAAGAUUCUGUCUUUGGUAGAGAAUAUGAAAGAAGUUGUAAGAAGUAGUGUGUUAUCCCCAAGAUGGCGCUUUCUUUGGAAGUCCGUUCCGCUAUCACUUCGUUUUUCUCUUGACGAUUCUAAUUGUAGAGGAGAUGGUGAUAUUGAUGAUUUCGUCAAAUACGUUAAUAGACAGGUUUUGCUUUCCAGGAUAUACGAAAAUUCAGUGUGAAUAUGAGGUUCAAAGAGUGUUACAGACAAGAUAUUGAUCUCUGGGUAUAUUUUGCUAAAGCUGCUAAUGUUGAAGAUUUUAUACUCACAUUAUACCAUGUUGUUAAUUGUGUUUAUGAUUUUCCUCAGUUUGGGUAUAUGAAUUCGUUCUUAAAGAAUAUGGUUUUACGUGAUUGCCAACUGAACCCUACUGGUAGUAUUAGCUGGAGUAGUCUUAUUUCUCUUUCAAUUGGGGAUCUCAAGUUGACAGAUGGGGUUAUGGAAAAGGUAUUAUCUGGUUGUCCUAACUUGGAGUCCCUAGAAAUCGAUAAAUUCUCGGGCCUUAAUCGUUUGGAAAUCAGCUCUGUCAAGGUUAGGAAGUUGAUCAUUGGGAGCAGCAAAAUAGAAGGGACAAAAGCUGGCCAUCUGCUUGAAAUUUUUGCCCCAUAUGUUCAAAAUCUUCAACUUUUGGGGUCCAGACAUGAGAUGCUCUUGCAGCUGAGAAAUGUGGCUUCACUUGUCACUGCUUUCCUCGGUUUUACACCCUAUAUACAGCUUUCUCGUGCUGAUGAUGAUGAAGUAGACAGGGAGUGUAGUUAUUUGAACGAGCUUCUUCAAAGUCUUGUCCAUGUCAAGAAUCUUGAAUUGGGUCCUUGGUGCAUCGAGUUCUUAUCCAUAUUGGUGCUGAAAGGGUGGCAAUCUCCUGCAUCAAGUCGAAGAAUCUUAACACUUAACGCCGCCUUGGUACAGCAGGACUUCCCUGCAAUUUGCAGCUUGCUACAGAGUUCGCCAGAUCUUGAGACAUUGGUCAUUGACUGGACUAAGCACAAUUCAAGACAUUUCCUCUUGAGGUUCAUCGAUGAGGAUGAAAAUGGCAGGAUGUUUGAGAAGCAUAUUUUUGACUGCUUAAUGUUCCAUCUGAGGACUGUCAAGAUCAUUAACUAUUACGGACCGUUAAGAGCAAAUAAGUAUAUAAUGCCAUUGGUAAAACAUUUGCUCAAGAAUGCAGAAGUGCUAGAGAAGAUGGUCAUUGCUGCCAGUUUACGCUACAACAAAUUCGAAGGGAGUGAUGUGUCUCGUGAUUUUGUUGAAAUGGCACAGGAGCUUCUAAGUUUUCCAAGAUCCUCCAAGCAUGCUGUAGUUCUGUUUUCUUAUUGAUAAUCCUCGGCCACUCUCAUAUGAAUGGAUUGCUACAUAGUAUUUAGCAGGUGUUACCUUAUGUGCAAAGCGUAUUACGAACUAGUCUGUGGUGAUUGUUAAGGUUGUGAUCUUUCUUGUCUGUAGCCAAAGAGUUGUUAGUAGAUGUUAAUGUCUAAGUGACUGUAUUUCUUCCUGAUCAUGGUAAAUCUUGCUAUUAUAUGUUUUGUUA